GUAGAAGUUCAAGCACAUUUCGAGGUGAGGAAUAUCAGUCUGCUGAAUCAGGAUGCAACUAGAAGAUCUUGCGUCUUUGGCGACACUUCAGCCUCUAAAUGCGACUGUUGAGCCAUCAUAUAUGGAUCAUUUCAACUCCUCCGACUGGAAGCUAGUAUAUUCCAUUAUUCCACCGUACAUCUUCAUCGUCUGUUUGGCGGGAAUUCUAGGCAACUCUUUUGUACUGCUAGUGUUCGCGUUGCAGGGAAGCCGAUGGACUGUUCCGGAGAUCUACCUGGGUAACCUGGCGCUGGCCGACCUCAUCCUACUAGUCUGUCUUCCAUUCUGGGCCAUGAAUAUUCUGAACUACUUCAUGUGGCCUUAUGGAGAAUUCAUGUGCAAGGUCGUCAGUCUCUCGAUCCUUGUAAACAUGUACACCAGCAUAUACAUGCUAGUGAUGGUGAAUGUAGACCGCUACCUCGCACUUGUGUUGACUAUGAAGGCGAGAUGGCUGCGACGUAAACGCUACGCCAAAGUCAUUUGCGUUACUCUGUGGCUCUUUGGUUUUGGAAUGGGUGUUCCAACGGCGGCUUUCCGGAUGUUGCAGGACAUUCCGGGCCAUCAAGCAGUAGAAUGCAUCAUUGAUUACCCCAACAAUUCCUGGAAACUGGCCCAUCAUAUCCAACUAAACCUGUUGGGUUUUGCUCUACCCCUCCUGGUUAUCACAUUCUGCUGCUUUAAUAUCGUUUGGGCCCUGAAGCAAAAGCGAGACAACGGUUACUGUGAAGAUAGGAACGACAGGAAGGCUACAGUCCUUGUGAUCGCUGUUACGCUGUUGUUCUUAAUCUGUUGGGGGCCGUUCCACAUCUUCACUUUGCUGGACAUACUCUGCGAUUUCAGUGUUUUGGAUGGGCAUAAGUGGUCCCAUGUCCUGAGUAUUGGAGAUCAGUUUUCCACAUACAUGGCCUUUUCAAACAGCUGCCUGAAUCCAGUGUUGUAUGUUUGCUCGGGACACUAUUUCAGGAGGAAAGUGAGCAGCAUUUACAAAAGAAGAAAACGCUCCUCAGACGUGACGGCUCUCCAGCGGACGACUUUAACAUCCACGACAACCACUAAUCAAAUCAAGCCUGUUGUGCUAUACCAGAAAAAAUAGUGUUGUAUUGAUAAACAGCCAUUGUCUCUCUGCAACCAUCACAGAAAAUUUUGGCGGCUGUUUAAAGCUGUCUACAUAGUUACUUGUAUUGAAGAAUUGCAUAGAAGGAAAACAGCAUUAGGCAAGAUUAUAGCAUGAGCAUGCACUGUAUAUUUUAAGUAAAUGCACAGUAUUUUAUUUUUUUUGCAUGCAUGCAAUAAGUAAAGAAAUGCAAUUAUUGCUUAUUUUAGCUCAAAAAGAAAACAGUUGUUAAGCAUAAGUGACUGAUUUGAAACGAGGCACAAACAUCACGACAAGAUAUAUUAUGCCUGAUUGUUUACUCCUUGUUUGGUAUGAAAUGACCACAUAUAUGGCAUAAAAAUAAAAUGCAUUCAAAUAAUAACAUCAAUACACUCCUACACCUAUUUUUAAGAUGCGCAUUUCAAUUUCAUUAUAAAAUUAUGUUAAAAUUAAUUAUUAAAUAAAAUGUAAAAUAUUCAAUUCAAUUUGAUGGAAUUUUGUAUUGAAAUGUGUCAAAAAAAAUAUAUAUUUCUACAUAUGUAUAUUAUUUACUUAUUCUGGCACUAUAAACACAUUUCAGCUCUGUUUGUCCAAACAAUGGGAGUAAAUGGGUGCCAUCAGUCUACCGGCUAUUUGACGGUCAAAAAAUCAUAUUUAAGCAGCUUAAAAGUAAUCCAGAUGAUCAAUUAAUGUCUUCUGAAGCAAAACGAUUGGUUUGUUUAAAAAAUAAAUCGAUAAUUAAAACGUUAUAUACUUAAAAACAUCACUUCCUUCCAGCAGUCGACGCAUCAUGUGAUGUAAGCAAUGGCGCAAUGGUGCGUUCACGCGAGAAAUUAGAAGCGUGCACGUACGUCACGUGAGAGUCGGGUCAUUUCAAACUGCCCGGCAGACAUGAUUUAAAGUAAAAACGUUUAAAUUACCGGUUUGCUUCAGAAGACAUUCACUGAUCGACUGGAGUCGUGGAUUACUUUUAUGCUGCCUAAAUGUGACGUUUGGACCAUCAAACAGCCAGAAGACUAAUGGGACACGUUUACUUCCAUUGUUUGGACAAACAAUGUUUAAAAUGUUUUUAUGCACUUAUUACGUUUGCAUUAUAAACCCAAGAGCUCUUACAGUAAAAGGAAGGACUUUUCUUUUAUGGACAUGUUAGUAGUAUAUAGUAGAAUAGUAAGUAGACUCAAGUUUAAAACAAACAUCAAACAAACUAGUUCACUAAAAUUAAUCUGACUUUCUUCUGAUUCAUAUGAGAAUGCAUUUCAUUCGCCUCAUUGCAUAGUGUGCUUACAAACAAGGGCUCAUAUGUGUGAACGCGUCAGGGAAAUGUUACAAUGUGACGUUUUGCAUUCCGGAAUGGAACUUUUUUUCCAGUACAGUCAUUUUUAAUUAGUGUGGUUCAAAACUUAUCAAU
Messenger RNA from Xyrauchen texanus (razorback sucker), 2540 nucleotides. It is a transcript of the gene bdkrb1, whose product is annotated as bradykinin receptor B1. The record is from RefSeq and is a predicted model, not a curated record. Gene Ontology annotation, cellular component: membrane. The transcript has 2 exons. Gene Ontology annotation, molecular function: bradykinin receptor activity. The coding region runs from base 53 to 1132 and encodes 359 amino acids. Gene Ontology annotation, biological process: immune response; G protein-coupled receptor signaling pathway; neutrophil chemotaxis. Lineage: Eukaryota; Metazoa; Chordata; Actinopteri; Cypriniformes; Catostomidae.